AUGCGAGUCCGCCUCCCCAACUUUGCGCGGGAAGCAGAAGCCCACCUCUCCCCAGCGGAGAAGAGGCAACUUCUUCCUCAGCCAGCUCCCGCCCCAGCUCCAGCGCCGGCUCCGGCGCCGAUCCUCCCACUCCCUCAACCAGGCGAGAAGGAUCCACUUCCGACAACGACGCCAAUACGCCAGACUGUUACUCGGUUGACGACGGAACGGUCCACCGCGACUGCACUUCCCUCGAGUACGACCUCUUCCUCUACCAGCUCAUCAGCCCGUGCUACGAGUACAACUCUGAGCUCGUCGUCGUCUUCUUCCUCCCGCUCGACACUCAGCUCGAGCUCCGGCACACCCGCUGCUUCUUUGAGCUCAUUGCCUCCACCACUCCCGGCAGAUACCUCGCUCAUCUUUGUGAACACCUUCCCUACCGACUUCCCACUCGAAUCACAUUCAGCAGGAGAGCUCGCCGGGUCAGGUGGGAGGGGGUACGCUAUACUACAAGGGAACGAAGCGGCAGAUAGUAUGCUCCUCUUUCUUACCUUUUUCCUCGCCACCCUAGCUCUCACAUUCAUAUUCCUCAAAAUCGUCCGAGCGCUGGAAGAUCGGAAAGCCGCCAGAGGGCUGGGAAGGCGAAAAGAGGAUCAGAUGGUCAGUGACGAGAUGAGAUGGCAGGAGGGGCGGCUGGUUACUGAGCGGAAGAUUGUGAGGGAGGGAUAUGGAGCAGGGAGGGGGUAUAUGGAUGUACCGCCCGGAAGAGGUGGGAUGGGCGUAGGUGCCGGUGUAGGGUUAGGGGUAGGAGCAGGGGUGGGGGUAGGGAAGAGCAAGCUGAGAAGAGAGAUGUGA
Dioszegia hungarica is the source of this 834-nucleotide messenger RNA. RefSeq lists its product as uncharacterized. Lineage: Eukaryota; Fungi; Basidiomycota; Tremellomycetes; Tremellales; Bulleribasidiaceae. The record is from RefSeq and is a predicted model, not a curated record. The transcript has 3 exons. The coding region runs from base 1 to 834 and encodes 277 amino acids.